Molecule: messenger RNA, 1800 nt
Organism: Folsomia candida
Lineage: Eukaryota; Metazoa; Arthropoda; Collembola; Entomobryomorpha; Isotomidae
Product: spermine oxidase
Exons: 8
Coding region: 91-1683 (530 amino acids)
Molecular function (GO): polyamine oxidase activity
Source: RefSeq, a predicted model, not a curated record
CAGCAGACAAAAAUAACUUGGGUUAUGUAAAUUUGAGUUUAUUCCUGUAGUGGACGCCAGUUAAUUACUUGUAAGACUGGGACACAGAUCAUGAUGCGUCUCCUCUUAAUUUUUGCAUUCCUCGGGAAUGCAUUCGCCCUACAAGCAAACUCCAUAGACACAAAACAAGUCACUCCCAGCGUGAUCGUUGUGGGCGCGGGCGUCGCCGGGAUCAAGGCUGCAGCUCUCUUAAACGAGGCCGGAUUUAAUGUCACCGUUCUCGAGGCAGGAUCUCGAGUUGGAGGUCGUGUCAUGACGGUGAAAUUAGGCGAUGGACGACACAUUGAGAUGGGUGGAGAGUGGAUUCACGGACAAGUGAAUAACAGUGUUUUCGAACUGGUGGAACCCCUCGGCCUGGUUUUGGAUACAAUUGAAGACAACCAAAUUCUGGAGUAUGGAAACUAUUUUGGUCUACCAACCGGAGAAUUGCUGAAUUCCACUCUGGCUGGUGCAAUGGAGCAAUAUUUGGACUACGUUUGGUUCGACCCGGAAGAUUGGGGGGUGGAAGUGGAGGUAGACAUGUCACAGGGCGAGUGGGCGAGAUGGAUGCUGGACAGAUUUAAUGGCGUAUAUCCGAUUCAUGACAAUGCCACAUUUCUCGAAGCAGUUUAUGACUGGGCUCACAGGACAAGUAACGCUGAGGAAUCUUCGACAAGUUGGUUCAACGUGUCGUCAAGCGAUGAAGGGGAGCAGUACAUAUGGCUCGAUGGUCAUCCCAAUGUGCGGUGGAAACCUCCAUACUCUUACGCAAGUUUGUGCGAGCUUAUCUUGACCGGAUCCGUGACGGACGACAACUUCUACUCGCUCCCAGGAUACGUCAAGUUGGGCAGGGAAGUGUCCAACAUCCAGUACUCGACGGGUGCAAUUUCGGUAACGGUCACCACGACAAACCAGGAGCAAUAUAUAGCCGACCAUGUCAUCUUCACUCCAUCGCUGGGCGUCCUUAAAGCCAACCAUCUAACACUGUUUAACCCACCUCUGCGUGCCAAGAAACAACUAGCCAUCGAAAAUAUCGGAUUCGGGACCGUGUCGAAGGUCAACCUUGAAUUUGCCGAGCCCUGGUGGCCGCUCGAAUUUGAGGGCCUUUUCCCAGUGUGGGAUGACAUUGAUUAUACCAACGCCUCCCUUCAAUACUGGCGCGAGGACAUUACCGACGAGGAGUUACUUUUUGAAUAUGACGGAAUCCCCCUUUGGACCAGGGCGAUCCUUUCCUUUCACAACGUCGACUCUGGAUCAGCCCCAAAUAUUUUGAGGACCUGGGUGAGCGGAAACCCAUCCCGCUUAAUCGACCGGAGUGAUCCCGUCUACGUGCAGGAGAGCAUAAUGAAGGUCAUGCACAAAUUUUUGGACGCCACUUUUCCCAACAUGACGGAACCAAUUGUGUCGUAUAAGACCUUCUGGAGCACAAAUCCCCUUUUCCGGGGGACUUACAGCUACAGACGGCCAGAAAGUGAUGAGAACGACGUGUGGGCGAGAGACUUAAUGGAACCGGUGGAGCACUUGGCGUCGACCAAACCGUUGGUCUGUUUUGCUGGAGAGGCUACGCAUCCCACGUAUUAUGCAACUGUACACGGCGCUUAUGACUCUGGCGCAAGAGAAGCGGAGAGAAUUAUUGCGUGGUGGCGUGACAAUGCUUCGCCAUGACCAAAAAUAAAUGAAAAUAAAAUGCAACACUACAAAUGACGUUAUCGGAUGUAUGUAUAAAGGCAUAUCAGUAAUUUAUUGUUCAUGGAAAAAGUAAAAAUCAAAUUUGAAAUCAAA